Molecule: messenger RNA, 2878 nt
Organism: Owenia fusiformis
Lineage: Eukaryota; Metazoa; Annelida; Polychaeta; Sabellida; Oweniidae
Source: the annotation of a GenBank genome assembly
GCAUUAUGUGAUUUUUACUGUAGUUAUGGCAAAAUAGAGCAAUUUCUGAAAAUUUGUAUAAAUGGCAGAAGCAUCAAAGAUGGAGGGAGAAGGACAGGAAGUGCAGAAAUCUCAAGAAGUUUUACAGAAUUUGACACGUUAUCUGAAUUCCAUUGGAGAUGAUAAUAGAAACACUCGUAAAAGGGCAUUAGAAUCUAUAAGAAAAGAAACAUUGGGAAAGAAACCGCCAUUGGAUAAAGCUAUUUUUCACCACGUUUUUGUUGAAAUUUCAAAACCAAUUUUGUCAUGCCUUUCUGAUCCAGUUGAAAAAUGCAGAGAACUUUCUGGAAACUUUAUACAAGACUCUAUAAAAUUGUUGCCAUGUUUAGAGGAAUUUUUACCACUUUUGAUACCAGUGUUUGUGCAAAGGCUUGGUCAGCAAGACUUGGUGGAACAGUCGGAAGAAAUCCGCCUGGUCUUACUGGAAACUCUGACAUUGAUUGUCAAAGAAGCGAACAAAAGGUUAGCUGUGUACCUAGAUGACAUGGUGACAAUAUUACGCAGAACAAUUGUUGAUCCCUUUCCUGAUGUUAAAAAGGAAAGUUGUAAAUGUGCAUCAGCUUUAGCAAAGGCUACUCAGGGUCAUUUCCAUAUGCAGUCUGAGUCCCUCAUCCCAUCACUUAUAGUAACAGUAACACAUCAACAUUCUCGAGUGAGAGCAGAAGCCGUAACUGCAAUAGGUAGUGUUAUACAAUAUGGAAAUGGAAAAUCUUUUGAUGAUGUGGCCUCCCAUCUUGCUCAACGUCUAUUUGACCAUGCCCCUGCAGUGCGAAUUGCAGUGAUCGAUGUAGUUGGAACAUGGAUGCUAGAUCUGAUGGAUCGCUAUUCUUUCUGGCACAAAUUGAUCCCUCUGUUGCUCUCAGGGUACACUGAUGAGCUACCAGAAAUACAAGAAAAGACAGAUGCGUAUUGGCAUGACACAGGAAUUAAGUAUGAGAAAGAGAAUCCUGAUGAUAUGAAAGAAAUGGCAGAUUUUGCGAAACCAGCUCCACAACAUUAUCCUUCUGAUACUGAAAGACCAAACCUUGGAUGUAGACAACUCAUGUACCGUAACAUCUCUAAGAUUAUACCUGCAUUGAUACGUGAUAUGGGGGAUUGGGUGGUUGAUACCCGCAUCAAGGCAUCUCAACUGUUAUAUCACUUACUACUCUCUGAGGAGGAGUAUAUUGUACAACAUCUUGAGAAAUUGCUCACUGGAAUGUACAAAGCUUGUCAUGAUGAAGAGAAAGAGAUUUUAAAAAAUAUGGCUAAAUGUGCUGAAUUGUUAGGUUACUUUGUGCCAUGUGAGGUAUGGUGUAAGCUCAUUCUUUCCGCAAUACGCUCAGGGGUCUCUUUUGGCAAAUUGGUAGUCCUACAUCACAUCAUACUGGGUAGUCAGAAGGAUCCCUUGAAAGCAUACCUAAAUCAAAUAACUGACACAUUGCUGCUGCCUGAUGUCUGUGCCAUGGGAGAGGAUGGAAGUCAGUUAGAGGUUGUGAAGUGUGCUGAGGCCCUGUGUUCUCUCUGUGGUGAAGAUGUAGACCAUGUGGCUCCCCAACUGUUUGAAGUUCUAAUCACAGUGUACGGGUCUUCUAGGCAGGCCACUGUACAACAGCAGGCACUGGUAGCAGUAGAUUUCUUAGGAAGGUCACUUCAGCUAGACAGACAAGGAACAUAUGAGAGGUUUUCUCAAGGAUUGCUACAAAAAUUAUAUGAUGAUCAUAAAAACUGGACCAUCCAUUCUGAUCAAAGGAAAGUUUUUGAUGCCCUGCUUACAGCCUCAGGUCCAGUUGCUGGAAGUUUACUUGAUACAUCAAUGCCGAUUAUAUUCUACUAUAUAAACCCAACAUAUGAUGAUUCUCGAGAUCCUGAACUGACUUCAAAAUUCUACAGUCUACUUGGGAGACUUAUGACAGCCGAGGGGUUCCCUUUGAAUAGCGCAGACAAGUUUGGGGACUUUGCUGUACAACUUGUAAAAGAGGUUGUCAUUCCUAAUUGUGUGUGGCAUGCUGGGAAAACACAGAGUGCACUUCGGGCAACUGCUGUCGCCACCUUGUGGGAGAUGAUGAAACAAGGAUAUUUACCUAAAGAAAAGAUGCUUGAGGUGGUGGAAGAUCUUCUCACUCAACUGCUGUCUCUCCUGACUGAUGAUCGGAAAACAACACGUCUCCUAGCAACCAGGUGUGUUGCUGUUGUCCUUGAAAUCGUCAACACUGAUCUUGAACCCGACAGACUGCAUCAGAUUUAUCCAGAAUUCCUUAAAAGGCUUGAUGAUAGUUCAGAUGAUGUCAGGAUCUGCGCUGCUAGAAUGUUUCCACCAUAUUUUGCCUGUUUCCAUGACUACCAAGUUGGUUUAUAUAGGGCCCAUCUUGAAGAGAUUUAUAAGGGACUCCUGGUCCACCUUGAUGACCCACAGAAGGAAAUUCAGGACUAUGUGUUAGAUGCAUUAAAAUCAGCUGCUCCUCUAGCGCCAUCUAUCUUAAUGGACGAGAUAGAAAAAGUGAAGCACAAACACAGAGGUCCUGAAUAUUGUAACAAACUCACUCAGCAUAUACAAUCUCUCAGUAUAUCAUGAACUCGAGGAAGUUAAAGAUCUCGAUUCCUUUCAACUUUUCAAUUAUCAGUGGCUGUUUCUCAAAGACAUGUAACAUUAAAACAAUGAAAUUCUUGAAGGUCUAUUGUCCUUCAUGAUUUGUCAAGCCUUCCACAUUUUGUAAGGAAAUGUAUUCAAAGUAAUUUACAUCCACAGAUGAGCCCUAAAGUACUAUUUGAAAUUCAUCAAACUAGGUGGAAUAAUGGAUGCAAAAUAUUCUUCCGGUAUCCAAAUAUCAAAAUUGGAUCACUUACCAAAAUGUGUGUU